Molecule: messenger RNA, 1035 nt
Organism: Charadrius vociferus (killdeer)
Lineage: Eukaryota; Metazoa; Chordata; Aves; Charadriiformes; Charadriidae
Gene: ERGIC3
Product: ERGIC and golgi 3
Exons: 12
Biological process (GO): endoplasmic reticulum to Golgi vesicle-mediated transport; retrograde vesicle-mediated transport, Golgi to endoplasmic reticulum
Cellular component (GO): COPII-coated ER to Golgi transport vesicle; Golgi membrane; endoplasmic reticulum
Source: RefSeq, a predicted model, not a curated record
GACUCUCUGUUUUUCCUUUGUUCCCAGGUUCAUCCGGAAUUGUAUGUUGACAAAUCAAGAGGAGAUAAACUGAAGAUCAAUCUAGAUGUUACUUUUCCACACAUGCCUUGUGCUUAUUUGAGCAUUGAUGCCAUGGACGUAGCAGGAGAGCAGCAGCUGGAUGUAGAGCACAAUCUGUUUAAGCAGCGUUUGGAUAAAGCUGGCAAUCGUGUGACUCCAGAGGCCGAGAGACACGAGCUGGGGAAAGAAGAAGAAAAAGCGUUUGAUCCAAAUUCUUUGGAUGCCGAUCGCUGCGAGAGCUGUUACGGGGCAGAGUCAGAGGACAUUCGGUGUUGUAAUACUUGUGACGAUGUCAGAGAAGCAUACAGGCGGCGCGGCUGGGCCUUUAAGAACCCAGAUACCAUAGAGCAGUGCAAGAGGGAAGGGUUUAGCCAGAAAAUGCAAGAACAGAAGAACGAGGGCUGCCAAGUGUAUGGUUUCCUAGAGGUCAACAAGGUAGCUGGAAAUUUCCACUUUGCACCAGGAAAAAGUUUCCAACAGUCUCACGUACAUGUGCACGCUGUUGAGAUUCAUGAUCUACAGAGCUUCGGCCUCGAUAAUAUCAAUAUGACGCACUAUAUCAAACAUCUCUCAUUUGGAAGGGAUUAUCCAGGCAUUGUGAACCCUCUGGAUGGGACGGACGUCACUGCACAGCAAGCUUCCAUGAUGUUUCAGUAUUUUGUCAAGGUGGUCCCCACAGUGUAUAUGAAAGUAGAUGGUGAAGUGGUAAGGACCAACCAGUUUUCAGUUACACGACAUGAGAAGAUAGCCAACGGGCUACUAGGAGACCAGGGUCUGCCUGGUGUAUUUGUGCUAUAUGAACUUUCACCCAUGAUGGUGAAGCUUACAGAGAAACACAGGUCCUUUACACACUUUCUCACAGGAGUUUGUGCCAUCAUUGGAGGCAUAUUUACAGUUGCAGGAUUCAUUGACUCCUUGAUCUAUCACUCAGCACGUGCCAUCCAGAAGAAAAUUGAACUUGGGAAGACAACAUAA